UGUGAAAUUGAAAUGUGAUGAAAUUGAAGAUGAAAGAACAAGCGCGAUUGUAUUUGCUUGCUUUGCGUUGUAAUAACGAAUUAUUUUUCGUUGCGUGUUCGGUGCCUAGUUGUUAGCUUUCAUGCUACAUAAAUGACUGCAGUUUACAAACUUUUAUGUGUACAAGGAUUUUCAAAAAUAGUCAUGGUGCAAGUGUGAUAGUAGUGAUAGUGAUAACAUUAUUGUCAAGCUCAGCUGGUCGUGACGAGCGGUAAAAAUCUCACCAGUUUUUCUUUAGUGGGUAGCACUUUUUGUGCUCCAUUUCCUGAAGGUAUGCCGUUAUUUUCUAUUUAUUAGAUUGUUCAAACAUGGUAUCUUCUUAAUUUUUCGUGUCUAAAUAUUUUUUUAUGUGUGAUGUGUUUUGUUUCUAUUACACAUAUAACACGACAAAUUAAGCACACGUGCAGAUAUAAUUUUAUUUAAAAAACAAGAUACGAUUUUCAAUGUGUUUGAAGUUAUUAUUUACUAAGAUUCGCAUUGGCCGUGAUCCAGAUUUUGCGUCCUACUGCGCGGGAACUUGCGAUAUUUUUAGUUUAUUAGUCAAACGAUGAAAAACGCGUAGGUACCUAGCAAUUUUUAUAAGAUCAAUCUCCCAAUUUCAGUAUUAUAAUGGUUUCAUAAAGAAAAAAAAAUAAACAAAGUGAAGUGCUUAUUAAGUGAAUAAAAAUGAGUGAAAAUCAAGAAUUUACUCCGGCGAACGCCGCGCCACCACCUCCAGCCCCUGCAUCUUCAACAUCAUCUGAAAACUUAUCAACAACCAGCACAGCCGCAGCUUCUUCCAAACCUGACUCAACAAGGCCAUCAUCACUUCCAAAGCCGUCUGGCCUGAAACCUCCAACUAAAAUUGGGAGGCUCUGCUCCAACAGUGCACCAAAACCUGCCAUCCCUAUUUCUCCGAGAACUGACGGCAGUUCUUCGGAGCUAAGGAAGCUUAGCGACGACUCGUCAAGAAAACAUUUGUCAGACCUUAUUGAAGCCGAAGAGGACGAAGUCAGCAGCAGUCUGCCGGAAAGACCGCGUACACAUCGCAAAGCUUCUACUAGCAGCACGUACAGCAUCACCUCAAUGGACGCACUUUGGGAGAAGCACCCUCGCCGCCUUAGCGAAGCUGGCCUUAGAAGGUCGUCAGAUCACAGCGUCAUCUUAACAGAAGACACAGACAGUUUUAUAAUUGGAGAACGCGUUUGGGUGGGUGGCACUAAGCCAGGUCAGAUUGCUUACAUUGGCGAAACACAAUUUGCUCCCGGCGAUUGGGCAGGCAUCGUGCUCGACGACCCUAUUGGAAAAAAUGACGGGUCGGUAGCUGGAGUUCGUUACUUCCAGUGUGCAGAGAAGCGUGGAGUGUUCUCUCGCUUGACACGUCUCACGAGAGUUCCCCUUAUAACGCACGCACCUCACGAUGUGUCACCUUCCUCUGAUGCGGGAAGUGUCUUUGAACGUCCACCCUCUGGGGCCGCCAGACCCCGACGCACUUUAUCACCCAAUGGAAGUAUUCGCAGUAUGGUCAGCAGUAAGAUGAAUGCGUCAAUUUCGACUACGAACAAUGGAGAAUUAAGACUAGGUGACCGAGUUAUAGUAUCAAGUAGCCGCGGAAGUAAAGCAGGCAUACUUAGAUAUGUUGGCGUCACUGACUUUGCUCCUGGUGUAUGGGGAGGCGUUGAGCUUGACGAUCCUCUUGGGAAAAAUGAUGGAUCAGUUGACGGAAAGAGAUAUUUCGAGUGCGCUCCGCGCUUCGGCCUAUUUGCCCCAAUUUCGAAGAUAUCCAGAUCUCCUUCCAACCGCAAGCCUGGUGCUUGUGCAAUCCACAGCAACGGUCGGGCGACUCCUCUGCGGCGUUCGAACUCACGGGAGUCUCUAACGUCAUUGGGAACUUCGAUCGCGUCGUCCCGUGUUGGGGUGAGGCUAGGGGUGACGUCGCUGGGCGCUCAGCGAGUCGGUGGUCCGCGAGCCUCCUCCACCCCGGUGUCGGCGAAGAACGCGUUGCAGGAACUACUGCGUGAGAAGCAGCAACAUUUAGAACGAUUGAUGCGAGAACGUGAAUUGGAACGAGCGGAGGUCGCGAAGGUUUCAUUACAAGCAGAGCGAGCGGAAAAUGCGCUUGCGCAACUAAGGAAGGAAGCCACACAGGCAAGCACUGAGAAUGGGAAGCUCAAAGUGGAACUGGACAAACUCAACAAGAUGCUGGAAGACGAACGGCAGAAGGUCGAGGACCUCAUGUUCAGGACCGAGGAGGAGAAUAUCAACAAGGAAGACUACAAUAAAUACAAGGACGCGAUGGAGCAAGAGAAAGCGGCACAUCUCCACCGCAUUCGCGAGUUGGAAGCGGAAGCAGCGCUGCAAGCGGCUCGAGCGGAUACCACGGCCGCAGCGCUCCAAGCGCUUGAAGACCAGCGCAGUGCCGAAGCCGCUGUGAUCGCUGAACAACACAAGGAGGAGCUGACGGCCGCACAAACGUUAUCCUCAGAACUACAGAAACUAUUAGACGAAGCAUAUGCACUCCUUAAAGAAAAAGAGAAUGAAAAGGAUUCGCUAGGAAAGAGUAUGUCCGAAGAAUUGACCAAAUUGAAAGCAGAUUCUGAGAAAGCUCUAAAUGAAGCGAAAUCCAAGAUGGCGAUAGCACAAACUCAGUUUGACACUCAAAUUUCCGUGUUGACUGCUAAUUUACAACUGGUUGAGUCUAAAUUAGAAGCUGAGAAACAGAAUGUAGAAAGAUUAAAUAAAGAAAAUAGCCAAACUAUCACAGAUUUGAACACUAAGUUGACUCAACUACAAGCUGCCGUAGAUGAUAAAACACUAGAAUUAAAUAAAGUUCUAGGUGCCAGUAAAGAACACGAGGUUAAUCUUAAUAAAGAAAUAACUAAACUAAAAAUGGAACUAAGUGCUAAAGUCCUAGAUUUAGAACAGUUAGAAGAUACAAAAAAGAAACAAGAAGCAGCAUGUAAAAACUUGCAAGAUGAAAUUGCUCGCGUCAAAGAGGAAUAUUCAAACAAAAUAAACGAAUACGAAAGUUUGCUUAAUGAAGUUUCUCAACAAAAUGAUAAAAAUAAAAUGGAGAUAGUAGAACUCCAGCAAAGUUUAUCGGCCAAAACGAAAGACUACGAAAAAUUGCUUAAUGAAAGCAGUGAUUCAAAUUCUUCCACAGAAAAACUUGUAACAGAAUAUAAGCAAACGAUUCAUGAAAGAGAUAAGGAAAUAAUAAAGCUAAAAGACGAGUUUGAACAAGCAACAGCAAACUUUAAUAUAAAACAUAGUAAAAUUGCAGAAGAACAUAAGAAGGAAAUUGAAAACCGUAACACUAAAAUUGAACAGCUAACUAAAGAAAUCGAAACUCACAUGCAAGCAUUAGAUCAAAGUAAAAUUGAGUUCGAUUCGUUAAAUUCAAGGUUUAUAAUCAACGAAGAUGAACUGAAGGCGUUGAAAGAAGAAAAUGACAAAUUGAAGCAAUCCGUUAUUGAGUUAACAAAUGCCAACAAUGAUCUCAAAGCAAAGUUAUCAGCCAUGGAACUUGAAAUCGGUGAACAGAAACGGCAACUCCAAAGUACAAAAGAUAAAUGCGACGAAUUACAAAAAGCCAAAGAAAAAGUAGAAACGGAAUAUUUAAACCUUACUGGACAGGCCACUGAUUCCAACGAACAAUUCCAUAAGUUAUCCCAACAUCUAAAGGAAAGUGAGAAAGAAGUCCAAGAUCUUAAAGAUAAGUACAGAGAAGCAUCCAAUAACCAUGGUAGGAUGGAACAGGAACUUAAACAGAAGUUGUUUAAAUUGCAAGAAGAUUUUUCUCUGGAGCGAGGUCAGUUGGUAGAAUCUGUUAAUAAUAACGUGGAAAAGCUUAAAUCUACUGAAAAUCAAAUGAAAGAAUACGAAAAUAAAUUACUUGAAUCAAAUAAUAAAUUAAGGGAACUAGAAGCAAAUAAUGAUAAAUUCAUGGAUGAAAAUACUAUUCUGAAAAAUGAAAUUGAGUCACUAAAGAUUAAAGAGCAAGAACUUAAUACUGAAUUUGAAACAAUAAGAAAGAAACUAGAAGUCGAUAUUGACAAAUAUAAAGAAGAAAUUUCAAUAUUAAAGUCGGAAGGUGAGAGUUCGGAAGUAAAAUUGAUUGAAAAAGUGGAUCAACUAACAGAAGCUCAGAAUGAUUUAAAUAACAAAUUAGAAGAGUCCAGAAAACACGAAGAUUCUUUACAAAAGUUUUUGGAUGAUAUGACUUCACAAUUGAAUGUCCAAAAGAGUCAAUACGAAAAAGAAAUUUCUCAACUUCAGUUACAGCUGGCUUCUGUUAGUGAAGAAUUAAAUAAACAUAAAUCAGAAGAAAAUAAAGUUAAACAGUUACUGGAAGAAAAACAAAAUAGUUUUAAAGAAUUAAGUCUAAAAUUAGAAAUGCUAGAAGUUGACCUUAAAUCAAAUAUUGAAAUAGUUGCUGAAAAAGAUCGCCAAAUAGCACAAGUAAGCGUAGAAUUAAAUAAAACUGCUGAAAGCAAAAAAGUAUUAGAAGAAAAAUUAAAUAAUGCCUUACUAGAAUCGUCCAAUUUGAAACAGAAAUGCGAAAGCCUUGUAACGAAUUCUUCGGCAGAAGAAUCCGUGCUUAAGGAACAAUUAAGCCAAUUUGAAUCAGUUAAAAAAGAAAUUGCUAUUUUAAGCCAAGAUAAGGCGACAUUAGAAUCAAAAUAUAAUGAAACAACAGAUGAGUUAAAUAAAUUAAAAAUACUACAUGAAGAAAUCACCAAUAAGUUAAAAGAGAACAUCAACAACGAAAACGAUCUAAGAAAGACUCUGGAAGAAAAAGAACAGUUAUUGAAAUCCCAUGUUGAACGAGUGACGACUGAUGAAAAUAAGAUUAAAUUGUUAGAAGAGGAAACAGCAACCCUAAAGCAGGAAUUAGCAGUCAACAUGGCACUUACAGAAGAGAAGGAGGCAAAGUUUACUAAGCUUAAUAAUAUGUUACAAUCCGGAACAGAUGAAAGUCAGAAAAUAAUCAAGCAACUUCAAGACGAAAACGCUCAUAUAAAUGAAAAAUAUAAAAAAGAUGUAGAGUCAUUAAACAAAGCAAUGAAAUCAUUACAAGUUAAAGUUACAGAGCAAGAAAAACACCUUGAGGAAUUGAUCCAAGCAAGAGAAAAAAUUACUGAACUUCAGCAACAAGUGACUAAAGCAGAACAAGAUAUUAAACAACUGACAGAUAUAAAUGCAGGCCAAAAGUCUAAUUAUGAGGAUCUGAAUAAACAACUCCAAGCACAGUAUGAUGAAUAUAAAAAGGAAAGCAAACGCUCUAAGCAUGAUCUUAAAAUCAAAUUGAGUGAUUAUGAGAAAGAGUUACAAGAAUCCAAAGAAAAGGUCAAAGUUGAAGCAGAAAAUCAGAAAAAACUUGAACAAAGCCUCUCCGCAGCGGAAAAAAGAGUGAUGGAACUUACCCAGAAAUUAGAAUUAGUAACCGUGCAACAAAGCACUGAUGCCGAAAAAGAUGCCAAAUUAGAAAAAUUAACAUUAGAAUUACAGGAAGCUAGGAGGUUUAAUGCAGAAGCGCUGGAAAUUAGUGAAACAGCUAUCAAAAAUCUUAAGACGGAUGUCGAACAUAAGGCGAAGGAUUUAAAACAAAAGAAUGAGUUGAUAAGUAGAUUACAGGAAGAGAUAAAGUCUCACAAAGCCAAAGUAGAGAUAGCUGAAAGGGAAAAGGUGCUCUUGCAGAAGGAAUUGGCGAGCAAGGUCAACGUCCGGGAUAACAAUGACAAUACUGCGAUGGGUGUUCUUGGCCAAGGCGACAACCCUACUCAAAAGCAAGAAGACAAGGAGAUGCUGGACGGGCAGGUGAGCUUCCUCAACUCUGUGAUCGUGGACAUGCAGCGCAAGAACGAGCAGCUCAUGGCGCGCGUGCUCGCGCUCGAGGGCGGAGUGGCCGAUACCGCGCCCGUAUUCAACGGUCGCAAAUCCCGCCCCGCUCCCCGCUUAUUCUGCGACAUCUGCGACGUGUUCGACGCUCACGACACCGAGGAUUGUCCGCGCCAGUCCGCCGAGCCCGACCCGCUGCCGGUCGCCGGCAAGAAGCCGCCGCCGCCGCCAAGACCCUAUUGCGACAUUUGUGAAGUGUUCGGCCACGCCACCGAGAACUGUGAUGAAGAGGAAACAUUUUAAUACCUAGUAAUAGUAUUUAUUGAACAUUAGAAAUAAUGUUACCGUUGUUAUUGUUACUCGUUUUAUUUGGGUAUUAUUUAUUAUUGUUUACCAUAAACAUGGUAUAACUCGUUUAAAUGUUAACUUAGGCAAUUGUCUUUUGUAAAUAAGAAAUUUGAUCUUUUAGAUAAUUAUAAGUUGAUAAUUGCAUGAUAUUUUACUAUACAUGGUGAAUGGCAUGUUGUAAUUUUUUUCAUUUGCAUUAUCUGGAUAUAAUGCAUAUUGAGAAUAAAUUUCUAAGCACAAAUCAUUCAUUUACAUCACAAUCGUGUUUUAAGAUCUACACAAUGUUAUUUUCAGAGAUCGGAAUAGGUAGAUUGAUUUUAUGUACUUGCAUCAUGAAUUACCAUAGAAAGCUUAACGUAAAAGAAAUGGAAAAAAAAAUUCCAUUUCAGUACUUACGGGAUUGAAUUAAAUAUUAUAAAUUUAUGGAUUUUCAAACUAACUUUAAGAUACGAAACGUUACUGUCUGGUAUAUCUAUCCUUUUCCCAAUUUAUUUGGAAACACGCUGUGUUUCCAUUUCUUGCAUUCUUUUCUGCGUCUAUUGCUUCUAGUUGUAACAUUCCAAAACUUUUUUCCGGAAAAAAUCUUAAUAAUUUACAAAUCCCGCAAUCCCGGAGGCAUGUCUAUAUUAAUAUAUACGUUUCAGUUCAUUGACCCCAAUUCAAUCUACCUAUUCCGACCUCUGGUUAUUAUACAAUUAAAAUUAUGGCAAUAAAAAUAAACACCAAAUUAUAACCAUUUUUAUAAACAAUAAAUUUAAUAGAAAACUU
Amyelois transitella is the source of this 6975-nucleotide messenger RNA. It is a transcript of the gene CLIP-190, whose product is annotated as CAP-Gly domain-containing linker protein 1. The coding region runs from base 706 to 6162 and encodes 1818 amino acids. The transcript has 19 exons. Gene Ontology annotation, biological process: cytoplasmic microtubule organization. Lineage: Eukaryota; Metazoa; Arthropoda; Insecta; Lepidoptera; Pyralidae. The record is from RefSeq and is a predicted model, not a curated record. Gene Ontology annotation, cellular component: cytoplasm; microtubule plus-end; nucleus. Gene Ontology annotation, molecular function: microtubule plus-end binding.